Dentiscutata erythropus is the source of this 153-nucleotide messenger RNA. NCBI's taxonomy places the organism in Eukaryota, Fungi, Glomeromycota, Glomeromycetes, Diversisporales, Gigasporaceae. The record is from the annotation of a GenBank genome assembly.
AUGGCACCAAUUACUCGUUUAAAAAACUUUAUGGCAGAGAAAAAAAUUUUCGAAUCUGAACUUCGUAAAAACAAUUCCGACGUAGAAAUUUUGCAAGAAAUUUUCGAAUCUGAACUUUGUAAAAACAAUUCCGACGUAGAAAUUUUGCAUGCA